CAGUCGUGAGCAGGGCGGCCGGUGUUUCUCCUCGCGCGGCGUCUCCUUUCGGCGGCCAUGGCUCUGCUCUGCUACAACCGGGGAUGCGGACAGCGCUUCGACCCCGACGCCAACACGGAGGAGUCAUGCAUAUAUCACCCAGGAGUACCCGUCUUUCAUGAUGCUCUUAAAGGCUGGUCAUGCUGUAAAAGAAGAACGACAGACUUUUCUGAUUUCCUAAGCAUUAUGGGUUGCACCAAGGGUUUCCAUAAUAGUGAGAAGCCUCCUGAACCAGUCAAACCUGAAGUGAAAACUACCUCUGAACGAAAAGAAUUAGCUGAUCUGAAACCUAAAUUUCAAGAGCACAUAAUUCAAGCACCAAAGCCAGUAGAAGCAAUUCGAAGGCCAAGUUCUGACGAACCAAUGAGCUGCUUGCAGAUGAAAGUAUCAGCUUCCUUGAAACAAGCAUUGGAAAAGCUAAAACUAUCAUCAGAAAAUGAAAUUAAAAAGGAAGAAGAUGGUGAUGAGAUAAAGAUUGGGACUACGUGCAAAAAUGCAGGCUGUUCAAAGACAUUUGAAGGAUCAGACAGCAUGGAAGACACGUGCACAUACCAUGCUGGCGUGCCUAUAUUCCAUGAAGGGAUGAAGUACUGGAGUUGUUGUAAGAGGAAAACAACAGACUUUAAUACUUUUUUGUCUCAAGAGGGCUGCACAACAGGAACACAUGUAUGGAUUAAGAAGGAUGCUGGGAAGAAGGUGGUCCCAUGCAGACACGAUUGGCAUCAAACUGGAGGUGAAGUGACUAUUUCAAUCUAUGCGAAAAAUUCCAUUCCGGAACUUAGCCGGGUAGAAGCAAACAGCACAUUAUUAAAUAUUCGUAUUGUGUUUGAAGGUGAUAAGGAGUUCAAUCAGAAUCUGAAUUUAUGGGGUGUGAUUGAUGUGAAAAGAAGUUAUGUAAAUAUGACUGCUACAAAGAUUGAGCUCACUAUGAGGAAAGCUGAGCCCAUGUUAUGGGCAGGCUUGGAACUCCCAGUGUCUAAAUUGCAACACAAAGAGCCUCAAAACAUUGCAGAACAAGCUUGAAAUCUGAAAGAGUCUGGCUGCUGUGCCUGGUGACAUGGUGACUUGCUGUUUUAACACGAAUUGAUUUUAUAGGCAGUCACUUUUUAAAACUUUUCAUUCCAGCUCAAGCGUAGUGCAUGGCUUCUUAUCAGUGUGGCAGAUCACUGGUUUCGUUGUACUGACUCCUUAAUUUCCCCAAUUAUGGCUGAUGCUUGUGGAAACCUUGCAAAUGUCAGAGUUUUCUGUCAUCUUAUCAUAAAGGAAGCAUAUGUUUUCAUUGGCCCAAACUAAAUACAUCUAGAAGCUAAUCAUCUCUAGCAUCUUCCAAGAAGCAGCCUCUUGUAUAAUGAAAAUCCAAGCUAAUUUUCAUAAGGUAGCUGGAUGCUUGCAAGCAUUCCUGUUUCUCAGUCUGUAGCAAGGAUAGCACAAAGGAUUAUUGCUGUGUAUCUGUAUCAUCUUUUUUUAUGUUAAUCCGUGCAGAAAUGGAAUGGUGGUAAAAAAUCUGAUGGUUUUAGACUCGUCUGGGCAUAAAGUUGGUAAUUCUUCUCUUUUUUAUUCCUUGGAAUUCAGGAAAUAUAUUGCUGUCAUUGAGCUGCUAAGUAACCUCUGUGCACAUAUUCAGAAAGCUGAGGCUUUCCAAGACACCAAGAUAGCUAAAGCAGGCAUUAAAAACGUUGGGUCCUCGGGCAGUUGUCUCGUUUGCUUCUCUUAGGCCUUGCCCUUAGCCGUAGAGGAAAUUAGCACACACACAACGCUCAGCUAUUUGUCUUGUGGUUCAACUUUUAUAUUUGCACAUCUGAGACUGAUGUUGAUGGCUGUGUUGUUCUGAUCAGUUUUUCUGUCUCUUGUGAUAAGGCAGAUGAGGCAUCUAGGUAUGCUGAGACUGCGGUAUUCUCUGUUAUCCCUUCCAUCCCUAUGUAUUUCGGUUUGCUACUUUCACUCUUGCUGGGAGUGUGGGUUUUAAUGGGGGUAGGGGAGGCUGGGAGGGCUGAAAUAUAUGGAAUAAAUGUAAAAUGGUCAGUUUCACGCAAAACUAGGAUCUUUGUAUAAAUUGCGAGUUGCGUUGCAGAAUAAGUUACUGUAGUCAGACUGAACUUUUAUAUACCUGAAGAUAGAGCAAAGUACUAUAGAAGCAGAGUCACUCACUAGUAUCACUCAAGUAUUAACUGAUUGCAUGAAGAAAGAGGUGCCUUUUAUAAAGCAUGCAUUGCUUGCAUUUGUAUACUUCUAUUUUAAAAAAAGGUUUUAAUCUGGCAAUUGUUGGAAGGGAAAAAAAAAACGAUAAAGCCACCUCUCCUGGUUGUAAUUCUUAUAAGUAUUUGAGACGGUUUAAACUUGCGUUUUCUCAGAAAAGCUAAACUCUAGAAGAUAUCCAUUAAUAAAUCCCACAUCUUCAGAUUCUGCUUUUCUGUGCUUUGUGCUCCAGCUUUAGCAGCUCUUGAGGAUCUGCUUUUCUGAUCUGUGUGGUCUUAUUCUUCCAAACUGUGCCUAAUAGCCACCACACCUGUACCCCAAUCACUCUUGGAUGCAACUAUCCCGCACUCGACAGUCUGGAGAAGCAACUCAGUGAGUUACAGACACUGCAGGCAACUUCUAUUAUACCCAGGUAGAUUCUUUGGUGAUUAUAGAUGUUUCCUAUGAUUUGAUUUCUGAGCAGGCUGUGCCUUCCGAUGACAAACUGCAUAAAGUGGAACUCUAAUUGCAAACAAAGUAGAGGAUGGUAAGUACAAACUCUUCUGAGAUUUGAAAGCAAAAAAACCUGCCUCUCAAGAACAAAGCCAUGGUUUAAAAUAACGUGUAAAAAUUGGUGGAGAAAGUACAACAAAUCCAGGUUGAUCUUAAUUGUCUACUUACAGUUUACUGGGAAUAUUUUUUCCAACAAGAGGAAAAUUUAGUCUCAGAAUAUCAAAUGGCUGCUUUUUGUUAACAAUGUAUCUUUACUUCCCAGCUUCCCAGCAUUGUCAAGUUUCAUUACCGUAACACUUAGAUCUAGUUCAUAUUGCACACCAGUCAAAGCUUUGUUCAAAGACUUCUAGGAGGCAACGGCGCUAGCAGGACUUGAAACCAAUAGCUGCAGGCACAUUUGGAGAACAAAUUUCUCCGCCUCCCAGAUUGCCAUUACUUGUUCGUUCACUUGCCUUGAUAAAUCCUGAUUUUAAACUACAGAAAUGGCUGUACUGUAACUUCCCUGUUUUUUUGGUGCUCCUGCAGUAAGCUGGUGGCAGAUGGGUGCAAUGAACAGUCUCCACAGGCUUCUGCGGUUCAGGCUUAUUUAGUGAGUGAUUCACUACACGGAACCUAUCCUAGCACUGUGUACUAUGACUUGGUAGGGACUUGACAGCAUUCUUCCCCUGCCAUUUUUGUAGUCCCCUAUUAGGCAAGAAAAAAGGCUGGCCCGUCCCUUAGCAUUACAGUGUGCAAGGCCUCUUGUUGAUCUUGAUUUGGGCAGCUGCUGCUAUAGCUCAGUGGACGGUGUGCCAUUCCAAGCACAACUUCCAUGUCUACAGCUGAAUCACUUUUUUCCAAGUAAAAUACGUGGGCAUUCUUCUGCAAGGCAUGUUUAAUUUGGGUCCCAAAUUUUAUUAACAUGCUAGAAGUGCUAUACAGCCAAGUCACCAUUUCAACAGUCAAUACUAUUGUUUUGUCUUGAAAAAAAUGAUUGUUUUCUGUAUAUGAAUAAAGAUAUUUGCUUUAAAUUAUAGCAUGAGAAUUUUAAAAAAUCAGUGGCUGUUAACUGAGUUUUUCCAUACUGUAUCUAAGAACUUCAGUUGUAUAUGGAAAUUGAAAAAAAAAAUAGGUGUCUGGAACACUAGGUUUUUCAAAUGGUUUUCUUUUUUGGUGUCUUUUCCCAUGCAUGGAUGUUCAUUUUAAAUUUUGUUGGAGGAUGUUUGAGGUCUCAUGCCUUCAGAUCUUUUUUAUAAAUUUAUGGAAUAAACAAUUCAGUGCCUAAUUUCUACCAUUUUGGAAGGAUUGGGAGAAUUUUUAUUUAUGUAAGAGGACCUGUUUGCUCAGACCACAAAAGAUUUGUUGAGUGUUCUGCCUUGUAUUGUACAAUUUAUGGACUUCCACACACUAAUAUUGUAGAGGACGUAUUUUAUUGACUACCUCCAUCAAAGCCAUUGCCAUUUAAUACCAUAGUAGGGCCCACAAGUGAAUAUUCAGUAGCAUCAAUUUGAUGUUUUUAUCAUGUGUGGAGCAACUGGAGAACUGAGAGACUGCUUUAAGCAAAGUUCAGUUAUAUAAGGUAGCUCCUUUCUCAAAACAGAUCAGCUUCUUCCACAGAAGAUCAGUCAAUCCCAUUCUUUCUCAGCCUGGUUUGAUGUCAGCUGUGCAUGAUGAGCAAUGUAGCCUCAAUAUAUCUGAAGAAUAACCACUCUGUUUGAAGGUAAUAUCCAGAUUACAUUUGAUUAGGGGAUGCACAUAAGAUACAGUGGGGCAAAAAAGUAUUUAGUCA
Molecule: messenger RNA, 4495 nt
Organism: Python bivittatus (Burmese python)
Lineage: Eukaryota; Metazoa; Chordata; Lepidosauria; Squamata; Pythonidae
Gene: CHORDC1
Product: cysteine and histidine rich domain containing 1
Source: RefSeq, a predicted model, not a curated record